Messenger RNA from Coffea eugenioides, 1429 nucleotides. Its product is annotated as mitotic checkpoint protein BUB3.3. The transcript is spliced from 9 exons. Gene Ontology annotation, cellular component: bub1-bub3 complex; mitotic checkpoint complex; kinetochore. Gene Ontology annotation, molecular function: ubiquitin binding. Gene Ontology annotation, biological process: mitotic spindle assembly checkpoint signaling. NCBI's taxonomy places the organism in Eukaryota, Viridiplantae, Streptophyta, Magnoliopsida, Gentianales, Rubiaceae. The record is from RefSeq and is a predicted model, not a curated record. Bases 1 to 981 code for a protein of 326 amino acids.
AUGAAACAAACCUGUUUAAGCUUCGGUAGCAACCCGAUCCGCGACGCCAUCUCCCGGAUCCGAUUCGCCCCGCAUUCCAACCAUCUCCUCAUUUCUUCUUGGGACUCCAGUCUUAGGUUGUAUGAUGUGGAUGCAUGUAAGCUAAGACUUGAAGCUUCCGAUGAAUAUCCACUUCUCGAUUGUUGUUUCGCCGACGAUUCGCUUGCUUUUUCUGCUGCAACAGAUGGGUUGCUCCGCAGGUAUGAUCUGAAUUCCGGAGAUGUAGAUCGAAUUGGAAAUCAUGAUGAAGCUACUUGUGUCGAGUAUUCAAACGAAACAAGUCUUGCAAUCACUGCUGGUUGGGACAAAAAGAUAAAGUUUUGGGACACGCGAUUAGUCAAGUCUCUUCAAUGCUUGGAGAAUCUUGGUGGAGAAGUAGAGUCCAUGUCCCUCUCGGAAUUUCAUUUGAUGAUUGCUGUUGGGACAUCGGUAAGCACAUACGACCUGCGUAAGCUUAGCAAGUUAGAUCAAGCCAAAGAAUCAUUUAUGGACGUUCAAAUAAAAUGUGUCCGUCCUGGUUUUGAAGGCUUUGCAGUUGGAUCAUUUGAUGGACGGGUUGCUUUGGAGUAUGUCAACGAUAGCAACUCAAAGAGUGGCAGAUAUGCUUUCCGAUGCCAUCCGAAGAAAAAGGAUGGAAGGCAUCAUAUUGUCCCUGUGAAUGAUAUUGCAUUUAAUCCAUGCCUGCCCACUAUUUUUGUCACUGGUGAUAAUGAAGGUUACGCUUCAACAUGGGAUGCUCAGAGUAAGAAAAGACUAUAUGAGUUGCCGAGAUUUCCCAACGCUGUUGCCUCACUUUCUUAUAGCUAUGAUGGACUACUUUUAGCAGUUGCAUCGAGUUACACAUACCAAGAAGCUAAUGAAAGAGAGGAGCUACCUCAGAUAUUCUUGCAUGAAAUCAAUGACCUCAACAUUUCAUCCCUUUCUGCUGGGAGUUCAAAAUAGGAGCAACGGCAAAAGAGUACGAAGUUUUUACGCCAUCAAGCGAACCAUCGAUCCAAUACUUUGCCUUGCUUCUCUGUGGAAGUUUUUGAAUCACGUUUUUGAGUGAUUCGGAAACAAUUCCACGGAUGUCUUUCUGCUGAAGCCUGCAAAAAAGUGAAGCCCUCCAACCGGACGAGUGGGAUGAGAUUUGUGCCUUCUUUCCGUCUUCAGCACUGCCAUUUGCUUACUGGUGCACUAUGCAACUCUGGUUGCUUGGAAACUUAAAACCUAAUGGCAUUAGUCCUUGUCCUUGGAAGGAAGCUCCCGUUUCGCAGAAACCAUGGAGCUAGUGCAUUGAAGCUGGAUGUGGUCCGUGAGCGUUUUAAUGCUCGACUACUAUCUGCAGAGCUGGUGGUUACUUUGACCUUUUAGAAUUUGCUUGUACUAAUUUACGCUUUUGUCUUCAACU